Messenger RNA from Pyrgilauda ruficollis (rufous-necked snowfinch), 4586 nucleotides. RefSeq names its product PBX/knotted 1 homeobox 1 (gene PKNOX1). Gene Ontology annotation, biological process: regulation of transcription by RNA polymerase II; angiogenesis. The record is from RefSeq and is a predicted model, not a curated record. Gene Ontology annotation, molecular function: DNA-binding transcription factor activity, RNA polymerase II-specific; RNA polymerase II cis-regulatory region sequence-specific DNA binding. NCBI's taxonomy places the organism in Eukaryota, Metazoa, Chordata, Aves, Passeriformes, Passeridae. Bases 488 to 1798 code for a protein of 436 amino acids. The transcript is spliced from 12 exons.
CCUUUCACUGUCCCAGGUUGCUCCAAGCCCCAGUGUCCAACCUGACUUUGGACACUUCCAGGGAUGGGGCAGUAAAUAAUUUAUUCCUAAUGCAAGACACUAUAUCUGGUAUGAAACCCUUAAAAGUGAAUGAAUUGGUGGUUUGUUGGCUUUUUUUUUUUUUUUAACACUUGCACUUAAGAGCUGCCCAGGCAAGAUUGAUUUUUUUUGUUUUUGCCCCUCUUUGGAAUAGGUUGUGUGCAUUCCAUUAAGCAGAUCCCAGGAGCAGGGAACAUGGGCAUUAUGUUCUGGAUGUUGGAAAACACUUGGGCCAAAAUCCUGUGGAGGAAAGCAAGAUGCUGUAGGUCACUCUCAAAGUUUCUGUCUUCCCCCUUGUACAUAAGUGAGAUCUCUGUGCUGGAACAAGAUAAUGUCUUCAACUCAUUGAAGGAAAGGGACUAUUUGUUCACACUUAUGAUGAUUUGACACAAUUAAUGUCUUAAUAACCAUGAUGGCAACACAGACAUUAAGUAUAGACAACUAUCAAGAUGGACAACAGAUGCAAGUGGUAACAGAGUUAAAAACUGAACAAGAUCCCAGCUGCUCUGAAACUGAUGCCGAAGGGGUGAGUCCUGCCCCCGUGGAAUCUCAGACUCCAAUGGAUGCAGACAAGCAGGCCAUUUACAGGCACCCACUAUUUCCCUUGUUAGCACUAUUAUUUGAAAAAUGUGAACAAUCUACACAAGGCUCAGAAGGCACAACUUCUGCCAGUUUUGAUGUAGAUAUUGAAAACUUCGUAAGGAAGCAGGAGAAAGAAGGAAAACCCUUUUUCUGUGAAGAUUCAGAAACUGAUAAUUUAAUGGUAAAAGCAAUCCAAGUUCUGCGUAUCCAUCUGCUGGAGCUGGAAAAGGUUAAUGAACUCUGCAAGGAUUUCUGUAGUCGUUACAUUGCCUGCCUGAAGACAAAAAUGAAUAGUGAAACUCUAUUAAGUGGAGAGCCUGGAAGUCCUUAUUCACCUGUGCAAUCUCAGCAAAUUCCAAGUGCCAUUGCAGGCACACUCAGUCCCCAAGGGAUCGUGGUGCCAGCAUCAGCAUUGCAGCAGGGAAAUGUAACUAUGGCAACAGUAGCAGGGGGGACAGUGUAUCAGCCAGUCACUGUGGUCACUCCACAAGGACAAGUGGUGACACAGGCACUGUCACCUGGGACUAUUCGGAUCCAGAAUUCUCAGCUCCAGUUGCAAUUAAACCAAGAUCUAGGCAUCUUGCAUCAAGAUGAUGGCUCAUCAAAAAAUAAGAGAGGAGUUCUUCCCAAGCACGCUACAAAUGUGAUGAGAUCUUGGCUUUUUCAGCACAUAGGGCAUCCAUAUCCAACAGAGGAUGAGAAGAAGCAGAUUGCAGCACAAACAAAUCUGACACUACUCCAGGUUAACAAUUGGUUUAUCAAUGCUAGAAGGCGAAUUCUUCAGCCAAUGCUGGAUUCCAGUUGUUCUGAAACUCCAAAAACAAAGAAGAAAACAGCCCAGAACCGACCAGUCCAGAGGUUCUGGCCUGACUCCAUUGCCUCAGGAGUUGCUCAGCAGCAAUCGAACGAGCUCACGAUGUCAGAUGGUGCUGUCGUGACCAUCACAGCCCCAGUGAACAUGAAUGUAGACAGUCUGCAGUCCUUGUCCUCGGAUGGUGCCACCCUGGCUGUGCAGCAGGUGAUGAUGGCAGGGCAGAGCGAGGACGAGUCCGUGGACAGCGGUGAGGACGACGGCGGAGACCUCUCGACAGCAAACAUCAGUGGGCUGGUCCUGGAUAACAGCGACUCUCUGCAGUAGGAAGCCAGAGAGCCUGCAGAAAAAACACUUAGGAAAAAGAAUGGACUGACUGACUGACUUUUUAUAGUUUGCACAGCAAACAUUUUACACAAGUUUUAUUUCUAAUAUGUUUUAUAUGUAGAUAUAGAAGGGUGCACUUUUUUGUAUUUCAUAGUAAGCUUAAAGAGUGUUUUUGCAGGUGCAGCAACUUCUUUCAAAUGUGUUUUGGUUUGGUUUUUUUUUUGGUUUUUUUUUUUUUUCUUUGUUUAUUUUCCUUUCCUUAUUUCAGAAAAUUAUAUCUAGUAAUAUAAAGAACCACGUAAGCACCCCUUUGUUCUCUUAAUUGGAAGUGCUGCAGUUUCUGAUGAAUUAUGCAGUUUCAAUUAGUGCUGUUAUUUAACACAGCUUUUGAUGGGCAGGUGAUGUAAAUUUAAAGCAUGUGACACUAGUGUGUGAAACUUGAUUAUUGAGUUAGAUUCAUAUAUUUGAAAGAUGCUUCUGCACCUUAAAAACUGCUAGUCUGAGGUGGACAGCAACACACAUAAAAAGGAACUGUUGAUGUGUGAUUCAGUAGAGAAUGUAUGGCAAUUUAAAUAAGUUUAGUUUCUCUCAUAGUCCGUGAGCCUGUUUAUCAUUUGCUAUAAAAACUCCUAUUUUUACCUUGCUGGGGUUAUUGGAUAAAAAAAAAUAUUUUUAUAAAUUCACUAAAAAUUGGGAUGACAACUGUAUUAAGCAGGAGGAAAAAAAAAAAAUAAUUUCCAGAGGGGAAAAAUAAAUGUUUAGUAUUCCUAUUUGGAAGGUCUGAAAAUUGACCCAAUUUAAUAAACAAGCCUACAGUAGCAUUCUAUGAUUCUCAGCUAUCCCACAGUGAUAUACUAUAUUUGAUAAUAGCAUAAGAAGGGCCCACUGUUUGAUGGGAUUUUGAUAUUGUCAAACAUUGAUUUAUAUUAUGUGUAAACUAAUAUUCAAAUUGCAUAACUCUGUAUCUAGACUUGUAUCUGAAAAUAUUUGCUAAAUGAGUAUUCAGGUAAGUAAGUUCAAAUACCCACAAGUUUUCCAAUUAUUAGAGAAAUUUAACAGUUUAUAGUUUGUACAACUGAAUCUAAAAAAAUGAAAAGUUGCCUACUAUACAGUCAUGAAUUCUGCUAUUUUAUUGCAUUUGAAAUAUUUUCCCCUAAUACAAAAAGAAAAAUAUAACAUGGAUUUAUGUAAAAUUUCUUCAGAUCUGAAGUUUACUACCAGAAUAUACAGCAGGCUUUGUUAGAGUAGGAAAUCCUUGUGUGUCAUUUAAAAAACAAAGAGCUGGUGAUAAAAACAGCUGGGUUUUGGUUUGGUUUUGUUUUGGGAUUUUUUUUUUUUUUGUUGUGGUAACAGUUCAUUUCUUUCAUUUUCCCAAAGUUUGAAGUCUGUGAUUGUCUAUUCAUGAACACUUGCUUUUGGAACUUUGUAUUUCCCUUUGUUGAGUACAAAUAAGAGACUCAAGAGCCUCAUGCUACGAUCAACACCCUCUUUUGUCCCUGUCCAUUUGUCACAGUGUUGGCUUAGAUCAAAGCCAGAAUUUCCUUCUGAUUCUGACCAAACCUGGGUGUGUUUCUAACAUGACAGGGAGAAAGGUGGUCACCUUUAGAACCUUCAGACACUGUAUUUGAACAAAGCCCUUUGGCAGAUGCAAAUAUUUAAUUGAAUACUUAAUUUCUGCUUCUCAGAGCACUCAGGCACAUGCUGAGGUCCCCUUGAUUUCAGGAGGAUGAAGGAAUGUGCUGCUGGACAUGCUGAAGUGGCUGGAAGCUGGCCAUGGCAGAUUGUCUUCCAAGGCAAGGUUGAGUUGGUAGGAAGAAAAGCUUCAGGAAGAAAUAUCAGUGGCAUUGCCAUACACACAUGGAGAAUAACAGGAGUUUUCGGUGACUGGGAGUUAUUUUUUUGUAAAUGGUUUUUACUCAACACAAGAGGUGUUUCUGCUCUGGCUCUCACUGCGUCCUGGCUGAGGAUCUUCCUCAGUUCUGGUGCUGUCAUGAUCUGCUCCACUGGACUGGUGAUUUCUAAAGAAUUUGUUUUCUUCUGACUUCUCUGCUUUGCCACUAAUGUGCCACGUUUGUUAAACAGCACAGUAAAUGAAUGAUGGAAGAUGAAUUAGGAAGGCUUUGACAUAUCAUGGCUGUCUCAAAGGCUGCUGUCAAAUCCAGUUUGACUUUCAAAGACAAACCAUGUACAAAUCCUGCUCCUUUGGAAGCAUUCAGCCUACUGCCCCUACAAAAAAUAGCUUCGAUUACUGGAACUCAGAUUCUGUAUUUUUGUUCUUAAUUGUUUUUAACUCCAAGAGUGCUGCAUUACCCCCACCACUUCCAUUAAAUAACAGGUUAUGUUUGUUGGUUUGUUUGGGGUUUUUAUUGGAAACAACCAGGCCUCAGGGUUUGCAAACUUCUGAAUGUUUAAUUUUCAGAAAAGAAGCCAUUUUCUAGGGUUUAUUUUAUUUUAAAUUAUGAUUUCCCCCACCUUACAUGCAGCAGAAGUUCUGUUCUUCCAAAACAUGACCUUGUCUUCAGCUACUUUAUCAAUUCCUGGAGACUGAAGUUGACAGAGUUUACUGUCAAAGGGGAAUAUGGAAUAGUUUCACUGUCAGAUUAGAAACAUUAAAAAAAUAUAGGGACUUGAAUUCUUAAAACUGAAAAAGCUUCACCAGUGUAAAAGUGCUUAACAUGUGAAACUCGAAUAUUUUCUUUCAGUUCAGUGAGAAUUCUGUAAUGGGUGUGAACUGCAGGGAAGUGCUUGUUCUUUUCAUUAUUUAAAAGAAGAAAAAACAAGUAGAGUA